Molecule: messenger RNA, 1413 nt
Organism: Striga hermonthica
Lineage: Eukaryota; Viridiplantae; Streptophyta; Magnoliopsida; Lamiales; Orobanchaceae
Source: the annotation of a GenBank genome assembly
AUGGCUUCUUCCUUGUCACUCAGCCCAACCUUGUCACUCGGCCGUCCAAUUGAUCGGAAAUUGUUUGCUGGAAUUUCUAAUUAUCCGAUUGUCGGAAAAUUGAUGGUUGGAUCUUGUUCUUCUGCCCAAUAUUUUAGGUAUAGGCUUAACUCCGCCUUUUAUUCCAAAGCCAUGAGAACGUUGGCCGAGCCUAUAUUGUCGCCUUCACCUACACAAAACCCAUCAUCAUCCUCGUCAUCUCCUUGGCUAAUGCUGCCGCCUGCCUUUGACGUUGAUGUUAGCGGCGCCGCCAGCAGGAGCUACAAGUUCUACAGCAUCGCCGACAACAACAUCGUAACCCUAAGUACAGGUAAAAGCAGCAAAGAAAGAGAGGAAUUGACAUGGUCGCCCAUGUGGGUUACGGGAUCUUCACACGGCUGGCUAGCUUUGCUGUGCCCCCGAAGCCGCAAUCUGUUUCUUUAUAAUCCCAUCUCCCGUCGACAGAUAAACCUGCCUUCCCUUGGCGACCUGCCCAGUUACCCACCCACCAAUUACCCUCGUGCAUUCAAGGUCAUCCUCACGUGCUCCCCAGAUGGACCAAAUUCCCGGGCCGUGAUGAUUUAUAAUAACAUACGUGGGCUGGCCUUCUGUUGCCCAGGGUUCGGCAAGGAGUGGAUCCGCAUCGGAGAUCACCACUGGUUUGAUGAAAAUAAGGGAGAGGCCUUCAGCCGAGGCUACAAAGAUUGUGUCUAUUCGACAAGACACGAAGCAUUGUUUAGUCUAACGAAACAUAGUGGUGUGUUGGAAACUUGGGAUCUUAGGGACCCUCAGUCACCACGGGCUAUGAAGAUGGUCAGAGUUAGUAAGAAGGUUGGAAUAUUUUGCUACCAGAGGAGGACAAGGAAAGAUGAGAGGAGGACAAGGAAAGUUGAGAAGAAGCUGCGGCGUACGAGUACUCCAGUGGAGCAUCUUGUAGUGGCCGGGCAGGAUCUUCUUGUGGUAACUCAAUAUGUGGUUGGUAGAUUUGAUUUUGAUGGUUUGUAUGUUGACACUGCUGACCCGUAUGCCUUUGCCUACGAACGAGGCCUUCCGUGUGUGACUGUUGAUUUUGAUGUUCAUAAAUAUGACCCUGAGGAUGGGGAAUUUAAGUAUGUGGAAGGUUCGUCUUUGGGUGGUUGGGCUCUUUUUGUCGGCUUCUUUAGCGAUGCAGUCGCGUUACCGGCGGCUGAGUUCCCGGAGCUGAAGCCUAAUUCCAUUUACUUCACGGAUGCAAUGGAAGAUGUGCUGAUUGACAAUUUCAAAACUGGUGGCCAUGACAUUGGCAUUUUCAAUUACGUGGACAAGACUGUGUUUCCAUGCUAUUUUCCAUGUGAUGUCAAGAACAUGAGAAAGUCUUUCCCAGCGCCUAUGUGGUUCUUCCCAAGUCGUGAAUGA